Messenger RNA from Eimeria tenella, 762 nucleotides. Its product is annotated as SAG family member (sag4). Bases 1 to 762 code for a protein of 253 amino acids. NCBI's taxonomy places the organism in Eukaryota, Apicomplexa, Conoidasida, Eucoccidiorida, Eimeriidae. The transcript has 4 exons. The record is from RefSeq and is a predicted model, not a curated record.
AUGGCUCGCGUCGCUUUCUUUUCCCUCGUUUUUGUGCCGCUGGUCUUCAACCAGGCAAUCGCUCAGCAACAAGCUGCUACUCCAGACGCAAAAAAAUUGAACUGCUUGGAAGCAAUGAACGCGCUCAGAACGGCCGCAGGGCUUGCUGAAUUUAAGGAGGCGUCGACAGCCACGCAAAUUCUACCGGAAAAAGCCGUUGAAAAGGAUGCAACAGUGAAGCCAGGAACUCUUUGGGAGGAGAUUUGCCCCAAAGUUAGGGGGACGGAACCCGACAACAUUACUGAAGCCAAGAAGCUGACAGGCACCUUUGCGUACUAUCCUGUUGCUGACGGCAAGAAGGACUGCAACGCCGCAGUGGAGUACUGGAAGGGCGGAUUCUCCCUCUUCAAAAAUGAGAUUCCCCCAGAAUUUACAGAGGCCAACAAAACUACUGUGUACAAUGACAGAGCUGUGUCAUUUGUCGCCCUGUACAACCCGAAACCCGACCCUGUUGUUAGCUGCGUGCUUCUCCAGUGCCCUACUGCGACUUCCCCUGGUGUCCCUGGCGCUGGACGCAGACUCUCGUCUAGCUCUACCACAGUCGAAGCUGUCAUUUGCUUGACGAACCCCGCUGCCUUGACGGAAAAUGCAGCGCCAUUCAAAGAGGACGAAUGGAAGAAAAUUGUGGAGGCAAUAUCUGGCAACAAGAGCGAAGUUUCCCCAGUGGGCCCUUCAGUCGCUCUUGUUUCUGCGACGGCCAUCGCCGUUUUCGCUCUUUUCUAG